AUUGACUAAUCUGCUUAGCUAUGCGUGAGAUCGUACAUAUUCAAGCUGGUCAGUGUGGUAAUCAAAUCGGUGCCAAAUUCUGGGAAGUUAUUUCCGACGAACAUGGCAUCGAUCCAACUGGAACAUAUCAUGGUGAUUCAGAUCUACAACUAGAACGAAUCAAUGUCUACUACAAUGAAGCAUCCGGUGGAAAAUAUGUUCCAAGAGCUAUUUUGGUUGAUUUAGAACCUGGCACCAUGGACAGUGUUCGUGCUGGACCUUUUGGUCAACUUUUCCGUCCGGAUAAUUUUGUUUUCGGUCAAAGUGGAGCAGGAAACAAUUGGGCUAAAGGUCACUAUACUGAAGGAGCUGAAUUAGUGGAUUCCGUUUUGGAUGUAGUAAGAAAAGAAGCUGAAUCUUGUGAUUGUCUUCAAGGAUUCCAGCUGACACAUUCACUUGGUGGUGGAACAGGUUCUGGCAUGGGAACUUUAUUGAUCUCAAAGAUUCGUGAAGAGUAUCCUGAUCGUAUUAUGAAUACUUUCUCGGUUGUUCCUUCACCAAAAGUAUCCGACACUGUUGUGGAGCCUUACAAUGCGACAUUGUCUGUUCAUCAACUGGUUGAAAAUACCGAUGAGACCUAUUGCAUUGAUAAUGAAGCACUUUAUGACAUUUGCUUCAGAACUUUGAAACUCACAACUCCCACUUAUGGUGAUCUGAACCAUUUGGUCAGUGCAACUAUGUCUGGUGUGACAACGUGCCUCAGAUUCCCUGGUCAAUUGAAUGCUGAUCUUCGCAAGCUUGCAGUCAAUAUGGUUCCAUUCCCACGUCUUCACUUCUUUAUGCCCGGUUUUGCACCACUCACCAGCCGUGGUAGCCAACAAUAUCGUUCUCUGACUGUUCCUGAAUUGACUCAACAAAUGUUCGAUGCAAAGAAUAUGAUGGCCGCUUGUGAUCCACGUCACGGACGUUAUCUCACUGUAGCCGCUAUUUUCCGUGGACGUAUGUCCAUGAAGGAAGUCGACGAACAGAUGCUGAAUGUGCAGAACAAGAAUUCAAGUUACUUCGUUGACUGGAUUCCCAACAAUGUGAAGACCGCUGUUUGUGAUAUCCCACCACGUGGUCUUAAAAUGUCCGUCACCUUUAUCGGUAACAGUACUGCUAUCCAAGAGUUGUUCAAACGAGUCUCUGAACAAUUCACAGCUAUGUUCCGCCGAAAGGCUUUCUUGCAUUGGUACACUGGUGAAGGUAUGGACGAGAUGGAAUUUACCGAAGCGGAAUCUAACAUGAACGAUCUGGUGAGCGAAUAUCAACAAUACCAAGACGCUACCGCUGAGGAUGAGGGCGAGUUCGAGGAGGAAGCUGAAGAUGCGUAAAUCAGAAAAAAUACUAACUGUUCUGCUUAUUCCUUUCAAUAAAUAAAUUUUUCUGCUU
Messenger RNA from Schistosoma turkestanicum, 1410 nucleotides. Lineage: Eukaryota; Metazoa; Platyhelminthes; Trematoda; Strigeidida; Schistosomatidae. The record is from the annotation of a GenBank genome assembly.